GCUAGCCAAGCCUGGGCUCUGGGAAAUGGAGACGGAGCUGCUGCCUCGGCAGCCGGCGCUGUGCUGAAGGAGAUGGACAGAGAAUUGCUGCCUGGCCCCGGGACCGGAGCUCCGCCGCUGCCCGAGCCCCUGAACUUCCCGCAGUCCCCGGCACACCCCGGCGUUUAACCACGGCAAGUUCCACCUGCGCCGCUCCCAGCUGGCAGGGCUCAGGCAGGUGAUUCUCUUUCUUUUUGCUCCUCUGCCUGUGCGUGAAUGCUGAUUACCAAAAAGUCCGCCUGAAAGCCUGGGAGAGCUUGGGGAAAGCCACGGUGGAGAGUUGUGGUGUUUUGGAUACAAAUGGCACAAAGUACUCGCACUUCUGCUCGAGGGACUCAUAUGGCUUGAAGGGUGGAGCUGUCAGCCGGCACUUGGACCCCCAUGGAUCCCCUCAACCUCUCGUGGUACGACGGGGACAGGAACUGGAGCAGGGCCCUGAACGCGUCGGAGGCGGCGCAGAAGCCGCACUACAAUUACUACGCCGUGCUGCUCGCCCUCCUCAUCUUCGUCAUCGUCUUUGGCAACGUCCUGGUGUGCAUGGCAGUGUCCAGGGAGAGAGCCCUGCAGACCACCACCAACUACCUGAUCGUCAGCCUGGCCGUGGCCGACCUGCUGGUGGCCACGCUCUGCAUGCCCUGGGUGGUGUACCUGGAGGUGGUCGGGGAGUGGCGGUUCAGUCGCAUCCACUGCGACAUCUUUGUCACCCUGGACGUCAUGAUGUGCACUGCCAGCAUCCUCAACCUCUGUGCCAUCAGCAUUGACAGGUACACGGCUGUGGCCAUGCCCAUGCUCUACAACACCCGCUACAGCUCCAAGCGCAGGGUCACCGUCAUGAUCGCCGUGGUCUGGGUGCUCUCCUUUGCCAUCUCCUGCCCGCUCCUCUUCGGCCUCAACAACACAGACGAGAAGGAGUGCAUCAUUGGCAACCCUGCCUUCGUGGUGUACUCGUCCAUCGUGUCCUUCUACGUGCCCUUCAUGGUGACGCUGCUGGUGUACGUGCAGAUCUACAUCGUGCUGCGGCGCCGCAGGAAGCGCGUCAGCACCAAGCGCAGCAGCCACGUGCUGGACUCGGACACGCAGGCGCCCCUCAAGGACAAAUGCACUCAUCCAGAAGACGUCAAGCUCUGCACAGUUAUUGUGAAGUCCAAUGGGAGCUUCCAAGUUAAUAAGCGCAAAGUGGAGGCAGAGAGUCACAUAGAAGAGAUGGAAAUGGAGAUGGUGUCCAGUACCAGUCCCCCUGAGAAAACGGCCCUCAAACCCACAGCACCAAGUAACCACCAGUUGAUUGUGCCAGUUGCUUCUAAUCGGGGCAACAACUCUACCCUGCAGGCACCCCUGAGCAGCCCUGGGAAGGUGGAGAAGAAUGGCCAUGCCAAAGAAUCCCACCACACAGCCAGGGUCUUCGAGAUCCACUCCCUGCCCAACGGCAAGACGAGGAACUUGCUCAAGGCCGUGAUCAGGAGGAAACUGUCCCAGCAGAAGGAGAAGAAAGCCACCCAGAUGCUGGCCAUCGUGCUCGGUGUUUUCAUCAUCUGCUGGCUCCCCUUCUUCAUCACUCACAUCCUGAACAUGCACUGCGACUGCAACAUCCCCCCGGCCAUGUACAGCGCCUUCACGUGGCUCGGCUACGUCAACAGCGCUGUCAACCCGAUUAUCUACACCACCUUCAACAUCGAGUUCCGCAAGGCUUUCAUGAAGAUCCUCCACUGCUAAAAGCCACCAACAGCACCCGCAUGUCUUUAGGAACGGAGGGGGAAGAGGGAGCGGCGCCAUCCACGCACAGCGGGGCAGCGGGGAGGGGGCUGGAGCUCUUGGGCUGGGCACCGCCGGCUGCCCCAGCACCUCGUGGGGACGGAGGAGGUGGGAGGGUCGCUCACCCCGCCGGGUCACCUCUGGACCAGCCCCAAGGGCGCUUUUCAGAGCCACCCUCGCGCUGCGUUGGAAGUGGAAGUGCAGGAAUCGAGGCGCUCUCGCUCGGCUCUCGCCCGGCCCGGGGUGCGCUGGACACAGAGUGGCCACGGGGCCACCAGGAGGAAACGCUGGGUCGUGGGCACGACUCUCACCAAAGACAAGGCCAUCCUUCCCGCUGGGCAGCAGGAGCCACACGGGGCUGGGGAAGCUCUGUGCAAUAGCUUUGCCUUCACCUCGAGCCGACUCACCCACUGUUCAGCUGCUGAAGCCUUCAGAAAUUAAAUAAAAAACAACCCCAAAAAACUUUCAGAGGUCCCCAGGCGGAUCGAGAAGGUUUUGCCAGCCCCAGACCCUGCAGCAUUGUGAGCCUACAAUCCACGGGUGGAAGGGAGGAGGGGGCAUCAAUCUCAUGUCAAACCAUCGGUGUAAAUAGGAAUAACUAGGAUGGAUUUUGGAGCCCAAACCAAAAAAAAAAAAAAAAAAGAGAGAUGGAAACUCAAGGAGUGGAACCUUGUCUUGCAUGGUGUACAUCCAACAGGACCCCCUCAUCUCCCAUCAGUGAUUUCUGCCCACCAGCAUCUCAUCUCCAGGCUCCAGGGUGGCCCAGGGGAGGGGUGGCAGCGUGGUGAAUGUACAGACACGAGGACACUGUGCCAGGGGAGGCACAGCCCCAGGGGCACCCUGAGCGUGCCAGCCAGGCCAGGGCUGGCUCUUCUCACCUAAACCAGGGGCCCCAAGGAGCACCUCGGGUCUGAUUUGCCUCUGUCUCUCCCCAGAGAGUGCAGAACAACAUUGUGCCUAAUUUAAAUCAACAGUCAAGGAGACAAAACUGUGCAUUUUGGAAAAAGCCAGAAUAAAAAAACCCAAGAAAGCCCCUACCUGGACCAGCUCCUGUGUCCACGCUGGACUCUGGAAAGGUCUGGAUAUUCCCAGCAUCCCUUACCCUCUGCUAUCUAUUUUUCCAUGGAUUCUAGAACUGACACCCAGAAGAAAAUCAUUUCACCACGCUGAGUCUGGCACUGCCAAACCCACGCUGUACUUGCUACUUGUUCACACGAUAUUUUGCAAUAUCUCUGUAAAUAAAACACAGCAAGGUGAAUAAAACAACGUGGAAAUAGGUCUGGCUAGAAAUUCCUGCAGGAUGUGGAGCAGCAGAGGGUUGCAAUAGCCAUAAGCAGGGGCAGACUCCCAGGGUGCAGUUUCCUGCUGCUUUCUAAAGGAGUAAAAAACACAAUUGGGAGAGCAAUAGAAUCCCUUUUUGUCUCUAUGCAGUUUGUGGGAUGUUCACUCAGCUUCUGCUUCAGAUGAGGUGAAGAUGUGCCAAGGUUUCCUUUAAUUCCCUGGAUUUCCUCUGUUGCUCACAGAGCACUUUCCUGUGCUGGCAGGAUGAGUUCCAGCUCUGAUUCAGGAAGAGAUUACACCAAGCAGCUCUAACACAUAAUCUCAGCUGUUUUCUAAAAUUGAAGCAGCAGUCCCACCUUAAUCCACAGGUUUCUGUUCUAAACCUGGCAUUCCUGGAAGGGGCUGGAGUGCAGGGGUUUUGAUAUUCAGCCCACAGCCUUGUGUAACAUCUGAACCCGGCUCUUCAGAGCCAAAAACUGCAAAAUUGAGAAUGCCAGCUCGAGAGAUCUCAGGCACACAUGAGCUGUUCUUUCUUCCCCACAGUUUAAACCAAACUAAUUCACUCAGUGAUGGGAAUCAACUCAGACUUGUACCCCAAUAUUCACAGAAUGAUGCAAAGGCAGGAGGUUUUUGGCAGAAAAAUAGCACCAAGUUACUGGUCCAUUUAAAAAUGUAUUUACAAGCAGAAAGAUCCCUUUGACUUGGGGAAUUAACAGGUGGGGAGCUGAGCAAAAAUAGCAAAUAUUACAUUUAUAGACAAAAAAGCUUUAGAGCAUUUGGACGUUGCCAUAGGUGGUGUUUGCCCUGUACCAAAGCCUGGUGUGAGCCCUCAGGAUAAGUAGAAUAAUAAUGUCCAUCAGGAUAAUGUGGGUAAUACCUGAACUUUGUGCCAUAAUUUUACUUUGUGUCCAGUGUUAACCCAAGGAAAAUCCUCAUCUGUGUACCUUGCUCCCAAAUAUUUUUUCCUGAAUCUAGAAGCAGAAUCUUACAGCUCAGCCCACCUGGAUCACUACCUGAAAAAAUCUUCUAAAACGCCAUGGAAGAAAAAAAAGCUGCUGGAAAAGGUCUCUGUCCCUCACGUGGGCCAGGUGUGAUUUCCCAGAGCUCCAGUAUUGGCUGUGAGGAGUUUUCUGCAGCCCAUCAUUCAUCCCCAGGACAUUUGAAGCUGCUCCUUCCUAACACUCCCAAACUGUGGGGAUGUGAAUGUCCCCAGUGCCCUCGGGAAGGUGGCAGUGCCAGCUCUGGCCACCUCUGCAGCAGGUUUUCCUUCCCCAUGAAACUCCUGCACUUCCAGACAGCAAAUGGAGCACUUUGAAACCCAGGACUGAGCCUUCCUUUUCCUUUUGGAGACAGCACCAAACCCCAUCCUCACCUCUGGCUUUCCAAGGAAUAAAGCAAUGCCAGGAGCACGGCCAGGGUGAGCUGGCACCACGAGAUCCUGUUUGGAGGAACUGCUCAGAGCCCACCACGAGCCAGCUGCACCCUGCAGGACCCACCACGGCCCUGAGCCUGGCAAACCCACACCUCACUGCUCCUUCCACUCUGCAAACAAAAAAACCAAAACCUCUGCUUCCCCAGAGACUUCUGCUGGUGAUGGGAAGGGUCCUGAGCUGGUUUUUAAAACCACCUUAACGAGAAGAUUUCAUUUCUUUGUUCCUCGAGAACCUUGCUCUAGCUCUAGCCCCUCUUUUGUGAUUCAUGAUUUAUAAUUGAAGCUUUAGUUCUGCUUAUUGAGUCUUCCUGUUCCUGCUUUCCCUCCCUGUGAUUCCCAGCUUGCUGCAGCCCUGGGUGGGGCUCUCUGCACCCCCAAACAGGUUUGAGUUAAAAGCCAGUGAAUUCUGCCUGCACUGUGUUUGCUGCUUGCCUGCUUGCUCCCACUCCACAGAACUGUUUAUCUUCCUGGCUGAGGAGUAAA
Molecule: messenger RNA, 4987 nt
Organism: Ficedula albicollis (Collared flycatcher)
Lineage: Eukaryota; Metazoa; Chordata; Aves; Passeriformes; Muscicapidae
Gene: DRD2
Product: dopamine receptor D2
Exons: 8
Coding region: 421-1752 (443 amino acids)
Biological process (GO): adenylate cyclase-inhibiting dopamine receptor signaling pathway; adenylate cyclase-activating adrenergic receptor signaling pathway
Cellular component (GO): glutamatergic synapse; presynaptic membrane
Molecular function (GO): dopamine neurotransmitter receptor activity, coupled via Gi/Go; G protein-coupled receptor activity
Source: RefSeq, a predicted model, not a curated record